This is a messenger RNA of Perca fluviatilis (European perch), 766 nucleotides long. RefSeq names its product proteasome 20S subunit beta 12 (gene psmb12). Gene Ontology annotation, cellular component: proteasome core complex. The record is from RefSeq and is a predicted model, not a curated record. Lineage: Eukaryota; Metazoa; Chordata; Actinopteri; Perciformes; Percidae. Gene Ontology annotation, molecular function: threonine-type endopeptidase activity. The transcript has 6 exons. The coding region runs from base 62 to 715 and encodes 217 amino acids.
CGCCUGAGGUCGCUGUUCGGAGCGUCGCCUCUCCUUCUUCUCUUUCGGUUUUGGAGUGAAAAUGGAGAAACGCUGCACGGACUCACAAGUCAAAGGAGUCAGCACAGGGACCACCAUCCUGGCUGCUACUUUUGAUGGAGGGGUCGUGAUUGGGUCAGAUUCCAGGGCUUCCAUUGGAGGGGAAUAUGUAUCAUCUAAGACAAUCAACAAGGUGAUUCAGGUUCAUGACCGGAUCUUCAGCUGCAUGGCUGGCUCACUCGCAGAUGCUCAGGCCGUCACCAAGGCUGCAAAGUUCCACCUGUCCUUCCACAGUGUCCAGAUGGAGACCCCUCCACUGGUGAUAGCAGCAGCCUCGGUGCUGAAAGAACUGUGUUACAAAAACAAAGACGAGCUGCAGGCCGGCUUCAUCACAGCAGGUUGGGACAGGAAGAAUGGAGCACAGGUGUACGUCGUGUCUCUAGGCGGGAUGUUAAUCAGACAGCCAGUUACCAUCGGUGGCUCAGGCAGCACUUACAUCUACGGCUAUGUUGACGCCAAAUACAAACCCAACAUGAGCAAAGAGGAAUGCCUACAGUUUGCAACUAAUGCUCUUGCUCUGGCCAUGGGCAGAGACAACGUCAGCGGGGGCGUGGCUCACCUGGUGGUGGUCACGGAGAGCGGGGUGGAGCAUGUGGUUGUUCCUGGUGACAAGCUGCCUAAGUUCCAUGAUGAAUAAAAUAAAAUUUGGAUAAAAAAAAAAAAAGUAGCCUAAUCCUUUGAAAUCCAU